AUGCUCUCCCUAAUAAAGUCCGUCUUUUCCAACGCGCAAGACGAAAAUGCGCUGAGCUUGUUAAUAAUCGGCGAGUGCGAAUCAGGCAAAACGAGUCUAUUCAAUCUGAUAGGUAGUUUUCACAAUAAAAGCAAAUAUGACAUGUUAAAUACGGUUAUAAACACGGGGAAUAAAAAUGGCACUUGUGCCCUCGGAUUUAACACGAAGAAAAUUACCUUCAAUAAAAAGCCUUUAAAAAUAUAUGACUUGGAAGGCACGGCGACAAACACUAAAAAUAUUUACGAUUGUUAUUAUGAUGACGCAGACGUUAUAUUUUACGUGAUUGAUGCUAAGGAUGAGAAACACAUUUUUAAGGCCAUCCUUUAUUUGUCUUGUUUAAGUACCUGUGGGAGACUUCCUGAUGACAGCACCACCUGUAAACAGGGAAGGAAAUUUUUAAAACCUAUUUUCAUUCUAGGAAAUAAAUCCGAAGACACGUCAGCCUUUUUUUCUGCCCCUUGUAUAUCCAAUUAUAUAAAUUCAAUAGAUGUGUACAAAAAUGAAAGGUUCUGGCAGUUCCUUCUGUCGAGUGAUAACACCUUUUUGGAGCAUUAUUUGGGAUUGCUCCAUGAAAGGGUUCGGGAUGGAGCCUUCGCUGAUGACCUUGCGGGGGAGCAAACCGACCAGAAGAAAGCUAAACGGGAGGAAAAUAUUCAAAAAGGGCGCCUUCCUGAAGAAGCACAAAAAAAAACGCACAGUGAUAUCGUGGAGGACAUCAAGAGAGGGCGAAAGGGGGCUAUAACUGUAGACGAUAUCGAAAGUGACCAACUGCUAGAAAGGUUACUCAAAAAGAUUGUUAGCGAUAGUGUUAAUAAUUGCAAACGUAUGCCCAUACAGGUAUAUAAUAUUAGCGUACUAAGAAAUAAAGGAGUGUAUGAAGUGGUUGAAAAAAUUUUUGACGAAUAUAUUUUAAGCGGCAUACAUAGAGAUGAGGAUAAGGCAUGUAGGAACACCCCCCCCGGGAAGACAGUAACAAGGAGGAAAUACACAAACGAGCAUUUGUCUCUUAAUGGAAGAGAUGGAUCUGAUUGUCUUAUUCAAGAUGGCACAGGGAGCACACGCGCACGUAUGCUGCACGUGAUUGGAGAAGGGGGUGGUCAUAUGGAAAAGCCAAUUGGUCCCCCCAGAGAUUGCAAAAUGAACAACGUAGAAAUGACGGAACAGUUGCACACCGUGCCAAACAGUGCUUAUGUGAUGUACGAACGGAAUAGCACUUCUGUGAAUUUAUUUAUGGAGCAUAUACAGCACCUAUAUUUUGGGAAGAGCACGUUCGAUAAUGUGCCAAAGAAUCUUUUAUUCCUCCGUCAGAGGAGCGCAAAAUGUAAAAGAGCAUAUAAAAUUAAGAAGACAGACCAUCUGGGAGAAAACGGAACUGCGCAGGGACUGCAAAAGGGGGAAGCGGGGGACCAGAUUAUAAAAACCUACGAUGAUGAAGAAACGUAUAAUGCUAAAGAAACAUAUGAGGAUGAAGAAACGUAUGAGGCGAAGGAUACCCUCCGCCCCGACAAGACCCUCUCGCUGGAUAACCCCCCACCAGUGGACAAGGCAAUCCCAGAGGAUAAAUCAGGCCAGGGGGACAGGGAAGACACGAAAGGUGAUGUCACAGUGAUGGGUGUAAAUGCCAAUUCGGGAGGAGGGGGAGAUAACGCGGAAUUUAAAAGGGAAGAGUUGGACUGCGAAAUGGGUGAAGUGUCGAAGGGAACAAAAAUUGAACAAAAGGGGGAAGUCAGUCAAGUGGGUCAUGCCUCAGACACCUGGUCAACACGCAGGGAAGGCGUAGGGGAAGAGACGAUCAAAAAAGAGAAACACCCAAAUGAUGGUGAAUUCAUAGAAGACCAAGCAAAAAGUGAAGGUAAAAAAACAAGAGAUCUUUUCCAAGCGGGUAACGAACAAAGUAAUCAGAAUUGUGCAAACCUCGCCCACCAUACGGACUAUUCGUCAAACGAGGGGACGCCAAAACGUGGCACCCCCCUUUGUGAUGGGAAUCAUAUAAAUGGCCACAUGGACAAGGGUAAGAAUGCCAUACGCAAGGGAAAGAUUAACAAGAACAGAUACUACAUUGUGGAAAAAAAGAAAAAGAAGAAAUUUCUGCACAGCGCUAAAAAAAUAAAUGAAGUAGAGGAAAAUUCAAGCAAUUCCCGCGAAGGUGUUAACCUGAUGAAUGUUAUGCGGAUAGAUUCGCUUAACAAAAUUUAG
Plasmodium fragile is the source of this 2235-nucleotide messenger RNA. RefSeq lists its product as uncharacterized. Gene Ontology annotation, molecular function: GTPase activity; GTP binding. Gene Ontology annotation, cellular component: Golgi apparatus. The coding region runs from base 1 to 2235 and encodes 744 amino acids. The record is from RefSeq and is a predicted model, not a curated record. The transcript has a single exon. NCBI's taxonomy places the organism in Eukaryota, Apicomplexa, Aconoidasida, Haemosporida, Plasmodiidae. Gene Ontology annotation, biological process: protein localization to organelle; intracellular protein transport; Golgi to plasma membrane protein transport.